GAUUAUUUUGUUGCCUGGUAACCGAGUCGAAGAAAUGACGUCUUAACUGAGCUGCCGGCUACUUCCGGGAACAUCAUGGCGGAGGAAGAGGAAACCGGGUCUGUAUUACAGGAGCUGCAGGUUCUACAGUCCAUUUAUCUGGAGGAGCUGGAGGUAUCUGAGGAAGACGGGUUGGUGUUGAGAAUCACUUUACAUCCAGCAACUGGCGAUGACCUGGAGACCCAGUAUGUGCGCCUAACCCUACAACUGUCCCUCCCAUCACAGUAUCCUGAAGAACCACCUGAGAUAAGUGUGAGCAACCCCCGAGGUCUGUGUGAUGAGCAGAUUCAGAGUAUCAUCAAUACGUUACACGUGACUGCUACACAGUCUGCGGGAUGUCCUGUUCUCUAUCAGCUUAUUGAGAAAGGGAAGGAGAUGCUGACAUCCAGCAAUAUUCCUCGUGGCCACUGUGUCAUCUGCCUAUAUGAAUUUCAGGAAGGCGAUUCGCUCACAAAGACAACGUGUUUUCAUCACUUUCAUUCCCACUGUUUGGGUCGGUACGCCAAGCACUGCCGAGACAACAGUCUUGGAAAGGAAUCUGUCGUCAUAUGUCCUGUUUGUCGUGAGAAUUUGACCUGUGACUUGAGCAAGCUGCAAGAUGCCUCACCCCCACAGCAGCCAGAGGAGCUGUAUGUCCCAGACACCUGUACACUACAGAGAGAAAAGGAACUCCGCCAGGUAUAUGAGAGGCAGUUGGCAAAUGGAGGAAUUAUUGACCUUGAAGCGGAAAAAAAUCGCUUUUUCAUUAGCAUCCAGGAGACACCUGCCAGUGACCUCCAAGUACCACAGGAAGACCAAGUCUCUGCUGAACCGACGGCUCCGGCUGCCGUAUCAAGGAUGGAACCACCUCCCCUUCUCUGUCUUUCCAAGCAGCACCGUGGUGGACACAGGCCUGGUGUAAAAACACCUCUGAACAUGGGUGGUAGAUCUUUCCAUCAUGACCACCCUGAUGGCCAGCCCUGGCAGAAUAGCAGAGGAUGGGCUGCCCACAACAGGUGGAGGUCGGACACUCGGAGGCUGUGGAGAGAGGAGGCUGUCUCCAGGGACACUCAGACACACACCAGGGGGAGGGUUAAGGGACGUAACUGUCGGACCACUGAAACUGUCCAGCCACCACAGAGAGACAGCACGGACAGCUCAUUGGAGGAACAGCAUGCCCUCUAACACACACUGCAUCAAGUCUGAAUAAAGCGGACAGUUCUGAGUAAUGUCCACGUCCUUCAUUAUGUGAGCAGUGUAUGGGGUUUGGGUGGGGUUUGAAGGGACUAUAAUAGAAGAUGCUGUAUAAUAGUAUAUUUAUGUUAUAUUAGUCUGAAUGCCCUCUUUACCUGUCAGGUGGGACACACAUCUUACACUUGCAAUGUUGGGACCCAUUACCAAUAAACUAAAAAUCAUAAAUUAA
Messenger RNA from Pseudophryne corroboree (corroboree frog), 1441 nucleotides. It is a transcript of the gene RNF25, whose product is annotated as ring finger protein 25. Gene Ontology annotation, molecular function: protein binding; ubiquitin protein ligase activity. Gene Ontology annotation, cellular component: nucleus. The transcript is spliced from 10 exons. The record is from RefSeq and is a predicted model, not a curated record. Lineage: Eukaryota; Metazoa; Chordata; Amphibia; Anura; Myobatrachidae. Bases 76 to 1203 code for a protein of 375 amino acids. Gene Ontology annotation, biological process: protein ubiquitination.